ACUUAAAAUAUACCUAAUAUUUGCUUUACUAACGUAUUUACUUAUAUUAAUUCUCUUAUCUUACAUUGAACAGCUUGCCAGCAGACGUCCCUGUACUUACUAUUCAAGAAGUGAUGCCUAAGGAUACCAAAAUCAUUAAGAAGAAGGCAUAUUUUCAGACUUUUCCCAGGAAAACCAUUUCUGAAGUUUUUGAAGCCACUGAAGUAAGUAUUUAUCAUAGAUUUUGAAAUCAAAUCUAUAUAUUUAAAUAUAAAGACUAAUAUGUUUCUACUAUGUGUCUAGGUUGGUAAGUGCAAUGUUAUUUGUACUAUCUUGAAAGUGGACACAGACUAUGCUUGGUAUUUCUUUAGCUGUCUUAAGUGUAGCAAGACAGCGUAUAAGAUACCAAAAAUUGAAAAUGAGAUUGUCAAAAAAGGGAAGAAGCCAUUGUUUUGGUGUCCAACAUGUAAAGAAGAUACUCCUAAGGUCUUACCAAGGUAACUACAAUAUUUAUAUUCUUUGGAUACACGAUAUUUUAUAAGAAACUUUCUAACUCCUUUAUAUUAAAAUUUUGUGAUAUAGGUACAUGUUAAACCUUGCAGUGAUGGAUAACACUAGAAAUACUAUGUGUAAGUUGUUUGACAAAACAGCAGCUGAGAUCAUCGGAGUGUCUGCAGAGGAUCUUUUGGAAGGGAAUUGGGAUGAGAUAAAAGAUCCAACUAAUUUGCCUGGACCUGUUAAAGAUUUGGUUGGGAAGACUUUCCAGUUUGUGCUCAGUAUUGGAAAGGAGAACAUCAAUGAAACAGAUGACACAUACAAGGUGUUUAACGUCUGGUUGGGUAAUGAUUUAUACGAUCUUGAUAAUGUUGAAGAAUCCGAGAACCAGAUUGAUCAAGCUAAUGAUCUGUCUAUUGAUCAGGUAAUUUAAACAAUUGGUGCACCCAAACAAGUUCUAUCAAAUACUUAUUCAACUAUAUCACUAAAGGGCAGGAUCUUAUUCAAAGAUUAGUGAGUACCACCUAUUGUUUUCUAAUAUCAAAUAGUGUACUGGAAAUUUUUAAGACUGUUGGCAUCAAAUCUCUUAUAUACAACUUUCACUAAUAUAUAGAUGGUCACUGGUUUGAAACAGGAAGCUCUUGCUUUGACUAAUAGCAGUGACACAACAGAUGUAAACACUACUUCUUCUGCAACUCCUUCUUCAAAAAGAAGUAAUGAAAGUUCUGACGAAGCUGAAGGGCAGUCUUCUACUACCAAAAAGGUUUGUGUAUCUUCAAUUCGUGAGAAGAUUGAAGAGGAUAAGAUUGAAGAGGAGAAGAUUGAAAAGCAGAAGAUUGGAGUAUUGAAGAUUGAAGAGGAGAAGGUGGAAGGGGAGAAAAUUGAACCUAAUUAGAUUUAGGGAGCUAUGCUAAAGUGUUGCGGGUUUGAUGCAUGGAAGUUGUUCUAUUUCAAUGGUU
Arabidopsis lyrata subsp. lyrata is the source of this 1433-nucleotide messenger RNA. RefSeq lists its product as uncharacterized. Bases 566 to 907 code for a protein of 113 amino acids. The transcript has 2 exons. The record is from RefSeq and is a predicted model, not a curated record. NCBI's taxonomy places the organism in Eukaryota, Viridiplantae, Streptophyta, Magnoliopsida, Brassicales, Brassicaceae.